This is a messenger RNA of Athene cunicularia (burrowing owl), 3873 nucleotides long. RefSeq names its product YME1 like 1 ATPase (gene YME1L1). Gene Ontology annotation, molecular function: ATP hydrolysis activity; ATP binding; metalloendopeptidase activity. Gene Ontology annotation, cellular component: mitochondrial inner membrane. The record is from RefSeq and is a predicted model, not a curated record. Gene Ontology annotation, biological process: mitochondrion organization; protein quality control for misfolded or incompletely synthesized proteins. The transcript has 19 exons. Bases 66 to 2234 code for a protein of 722 amino acids. Lineage: Eukaryota; Metazoa; Chordata; Aves; Strigiformes; Strigidae.
GUUUGGGCUGGGAACCGGAGGAGGCACCUGUGGUCGCCGCCGCCAUCCCCCCCAUCUGCGGGAGGAUGUUUUCCUUUUCUACCGUUCAGCCUCAGGCUACCGUUCCUCUGAGUCACCUUAUCAAUGCCUUUCAUUCACCAAAAAGCUCCACUACUACUGCCAGCACAGCAUCCGCACAGCCUGUCCAGAGGGAAGCCUCCCCAGAAAAUGAUCCUCAUAAGAGUGAGUCUGUACUUAAUUUAAGAGACCUGGGAUUGUCUGAUUUGAAAGCUAACCAGUUCAAAGAACUGGUGAACAGGUUGCUUCCUGGCUGCUAUGCGGAAAACAAAGUCUCUUCACAGUGGCAUACAUCAUACAUCUCUGCUGAGUCCUUCUUUGAAAAUAAGCAUGGUUUUGUGGAUGUUUUCAGUGCUUUACGCUCAUCUUGUUUGUAUAGACAGCGUCCUAAUCCCCUCCAAAAUUUCUGUUCAGAUGUUCGGUGUUGGCCAGUUUACAUACAAUCACGGAACUUUAAGACUUUGAGAUCAAGAGCAAGACGUCUGCAGUCAACAUCUGAACAAUUCACAGAAACAAAAAAUUCACUUUCUUCACUUUUGAAGGGCUUUAUCCUGAGAAAGCGAAGAAUUGAUGUUGAAAACUUAGAUACACUAAUGAAAACAAAAAACAUCCCAGAAGCACACCAGGAUGCUUUUAAAACUGGUUUUGCAGAAGGCUUUUUGAAAGCACAGGUAUUCCUGCAAAAAACACUUGAUUCAUUAAGAAGAUCCCGUUUACUUUCUUUCUUUCUCUUUGUUCUUUGUUUUUAUCUUGCUAUAUAUUCAUCAUUUUUACCUGGGAAAGGUUCCUUUUCUGAUGCUGUACGCUUUCGAACAUCGAGUAUCUUUGAUGCAGCAGUUGAUCCAAUCCAGUUGAAAAAUGUCACCUUUGAACAUGUAAAAGGAGUUGAAGAAGCUAAACAAGAAUUGCAAGAAGUUGUGGAAUUCCUGAAAAACCCACAUAAAUUUACUGUACUAGGAGGUAAACUUCCAAAAGGCAUUCUGUUAGUUGGACCACCUGGUACUGGUAAAACUCUUCUUGCACGGGCUGUAGCUGGUGAAGCUGAUGUUCCAUUUUAUUAUGCAUCUGGAUCAGAGUUUGAUGAGAUGUUUGUUGGUGUAGGAGCUAGUCGCAUCCGAAGCCUAUUCAGGGAAGCAAAAGCAAAUGCACCAUGUGUUAUAUUUAUUGAUGAGUUGGACUCUGUUGGUGGGAAGAGAAUUGAAUCUCCAAUGCAUCCCUAUUCAAGACAGACCAUUAAUCAACUUCUUGCUGAAAUGGAUGGCUUUAAACCUAAUGAAGGUGUUGUUAUUAUUGGUGCAACCAACUUCCCUGAAGCGUUAGAUAAUGCUUUAAUACGUCCUGGUCGCUUUGAUAUGCAAGUUACUGUUCCCAAGCCUGAUGUAAGAGGUCGUACUGAAAUUCUGAAGUGGUACCUUAAUAAAAUAAAGUAUGAUCCAUCUGUUGAUCCGGAAAUAAUUGCACGAGGCACAGUAGGAUUUUCUGGAGCAGAGCUUGAGAAUCUUGUAAAUCAAGCUGCCUUAAAGGCAGCUGUUGAUGGAAAAGAUAUGGUAACCAUGAAAGAACUAGAAUUCUCCAAAGACAAAAUUCUAAUGGGACCUGAACGUAGAAGUGUAGAAAUUGAUGAGAAAAACAAAACCAUCACUGCUUACCAUGAAUCUGGACAUGCUAUCAUUGCAUAUUAUACUAAGGAUGCAAUGCCAAUCAACAAGGCUACAAUCAUGACACGAGGAACAACACUUGGACAUGUAUCUUUGCUCCCAGAAAAUGACAGAUGGAGUGAAACUAGAUCCCAGUUGCUUGCACAGAUGGAUGUCUGUAUGGGAGGAAGAGUAGCGGAAGAGCUCAUAUUUGGAAGUGAUCACAUCACAACAGGUGCUUCCAGUGAUUUUGACAAUGCUACUAAAAUUGCAAAACUGAUGGUGACUAGAUUUGGAAUGAGCGAGAAGCUUGGUGUUAUGACCUAUACUGAUACGGGGAAGGUUAGCCCUGAAACUCAGUCUGCAAUUGAACAGGAAGUACGAACACUUCUGCGGGACUCAUACGAGCGAGCAAAGACCAUCCUGAAGACUCAUGCAAAAGAACACAAGAAUUUAGCAGAAGCUCUAUUGAAAUAUGAGACUCUGGAUGCCAAAGAAAUCCAAAUUGUUCUAGAGGGAAAAAAGCUAGAAGUAAGAUGAUAACUUCUGAAAUGCAGUAACUGAUGAUUUGAAGAAUGUACAUCUAGCAAUGCAGUAGUCUUACGCAGCAUAGCCUUUUUUUCCCUUUCUGAUGUGUGUAUGGCAUUAGUGACACUUUAAUAUUACUCUGUCUCUUGUGAGCUUCUGUUACUCAUCUUUUUGUUGUGUCUCAUCAGAAUAAGACACACAAAAUAAAGUAAAUUCCUCAUCCUCUGCUCCCUAUGCUCUUCCCACAAGAAUUAUUCAGAAAGAGAAAUCUCAGGGUUGAAUGCAGAAUUUUGAUUGAGUCGAAUGUGUUGAAGCUGAGAAGAAAAACAUGCCAAUAUACUGGUGUGUUUUGGCAUAGCUUCCUGGGUCAUACUGCUACAUGUGUUUGAAGUGAUACCCCACAGUGGAAUGUUGGAUGGAUAGUGACUGAUUGAUUUGUAAGACAGUAGUACGUAGUCUAACGAAUGUUCGUACUCUGAGGCUAGAGAUCACUUUUACAGAAGACUUCUUAAUUAGAAAUGUAACAAAACAUGCCAAGGAAUGAAGCGGCGACACAGUGCAUCUCUCUCAAAGGGAGUUGAGGGAGCCUUAUGUUAGACAAAAUCAUUAGUGAUUGUGUUUUCAGUGCUCUUGGGGUUAAAAUACACACAUGUAUGGCUGGGAGAGAAAUUUUAGUGCAAAACCAACAGGCUAAACUUGUCUAAGCCUCUUUGGACCAUGUUUUGGGCAGAAGCAUGGCAGGGAUAAGAAAUAACCUGUGACCUCUGAUGUGCUGCUGACAAGAUUAUUACUUUUUUUUAUUACUGCAGUAGAUGGAUAACAGUGCUUUUACACCACUGGAGAUUCUACAGAACUAGUUUUUACUAAUGCUAUGUGCGAGCGUUUGAUAAUCCAAGAGAAUUUUUUCAGAGAGGGGGCAGUAUUGCUCAGUAAAGAGUAGUUCAGAAAAUGUUUGAAGCAUGUAUUUGUUUCAGGUAACAUUCCCAGUUCUGUUCUACAGUAGAAGUUGGGAAAUAAAACCUUUUCUUUCAACCCUUACAGAAACCUCUGGAAAUUCAAAGAGAAUAAGAAUACUGGCAUGUAAUUGCUAGUGAUUACUUCCACUUGACUGGGAACUGCUUCUGUUUUCAAAACCUUUCUUAUCUCAUGGAAUUGAUUUUUAGGAAUAACACAUCUUGAUCAUAAUCUUUCUGCACAAUUAAUUGUAGACUCUUGGGACUGUAAACUUCUGUUGCAGAGAGGGCCCUUUAUUAGCAUGUUAAUGCUGAAAGCUGCCAUACUUGGACAUGAAAAUAGUUGGGCUGGUGCCAAUAAAUGUGAAUGGAAAUUGGCAACUAUACUUAAAACUAGAGGUAACAUAGUAUUUUAGAAUUUUCUGAGUGUAAUGCUUGAUUAUAACCUAGUUUUUUAGUAAGAGCACAUGCAUUUUUUUUCUUUCAAGCCCAGGAUAACUUCUAUUUGCCUAUUUUUGUCAGCUUACUAUAGUGACAUCCCAGUGCAGUGUGGGAGAACUCCCACAUGUUAUAAAACAGUAUAGCGAAUGUCUAGGCUGACUAGUUACAGUUGUACAUGUAUUUUAGGAAUAUGCCAACAGAAACAGAAAUAUACUGCAUUUGUUUUUUGAGUAAUAAAGGUUAAUUUUAAUUAUGCA